Sinocyclocheilus rhinocerous is the source of this 3029-nucleotide messenger RNA. RefSeq names its product centromere protein J. Gene Ontology annotation, biological process: cilium assembly; centriole elongation. The record is from RefSeq and is a predicted model, not a curated record. Gene Ontology annotation, molecular function: tubulin binding. Gene Ontology annotation, cellular component: centrosome; centriole. The coding region runs from base 121 to 3009 and encodes 962 amino acids. Lineage: Eukaryota; Metazoa; Chordata; Actinopteri; Cypriniformes; Cyprinidae. The transcript has 17 exons.
CCACUGUUUACAGUUACUAUAACUACUACAGUUGAAGCUGUUGGCUGUGCGGUGUGCAUUGCUGCACAAGUCUACGCAUGUGAACACAUUGAUCCAGUUCUACAGUCAACCUUGAGGGCAAUGUCUGCAGAAAUACCCCAAAACCGAACUGUGGUAGAAACCAGUUUGAGUCCGAAGACGGACUAUUUGGGGACCCUUCAAUCUGUCUGCUCUGUUGUCCAGCAUCAUGAGGAAAACCCGCCAAGCUGCCAGCUUCCUCAGAUGAGUGAAUCUGAGCCCGGUUUCUCAUCUCAGUCUGUGAGUCAAGAGACGUUUGAGGAACGGCAGAGUUCUGAAAUGGGCAGAGCCACCUGCCAACCUGCCCAACAUAUAAUGCCUCAAAGAUCCCCUCAGGAGAAUCCAGGCCAAAAUGAGAAAAUGAUCCUUCAGCUUCAGGUGAAGCAGUUGCAGAGGGUUUUACAGGAACAGAACGCAUUGCUCUCUCUUAUCAGUCCAGGACAGAUUUUAUCUCCCACAUUCUUAGCGCCCUGGCAAGUCCAGACACCUGGGAGUUUAAAUGCCUUUGAGGAAAGCUCAACCAAAGCCACAUGUUCUGGUGAGGUUGAGAAUGAGUCAGAGGCUCUGGCUACUAAUAACACCAAUGAUGUUGCACCAUCAGCAGAGCUCAGACACUUGUCUCCUAUUAAAGAAGAGUCUUCAGAACCUGCACAAGAUGACUGUCCUCUUAGCCCUUUCGGAUCGAGGCAAAGUCUCCCACCAAACCCAGAGGAAAGGCCUAUUAGACCAGGACUGAGAGAAGAGCAAAAAACAUUUGAAGAUUUUGUUGAAGAACAUCUCAAAACAGACCAAACUAUUCUCCAACAUGAGCAUCAGACUAAUACACAAAUCAGGGGAGCAGAGAAGAAGAAUUUCCUUCGUAAAGGAGAAGGAGCGUCUAGAAUUUCGAAUGGUAAGGACUGCUCCCAAGGACUCCAGAGGAGACGCUCUGUUAGUCCACAAAUGCUGAACAUGAAGUUCAGUCAGCAGAUGGUAUGUCCCACUGAAUUUCAUCAAAAAGAGAUGCCAAAUAGGAGCAGUCCUGGACUGAAGGGUGUAGGAAACCUCAGUGACCAAAGAUCGGGCCUGGAAGACUAUCUAAAGAAGACCGUUUCUCUACAAGAUGAUGAUUUAUCAUCAAACAACAAAGGGAAAUUCAAAGCUUUGACUGCUAAUAACAAUGCAAUCUCACUUAAAAGUAAGCACAGUGUAGGAGUCGUGAGGAAUUAUGGUAAAACCAAUGGAAGCAAGUCAAGUGGAUCUGCUCUGGCACAAAGUAGAAAAAGUGUUGGUUUUAAAAAAAUGAAUGACCACAUUGUCAAAAUCGCUGAGAAAAAGUGUCUAACUACAAACUACAGCCAGAGUGGAUAUACAUCUAAAGAAGUCAGUCUAACUGACGAGGUGAUGGAGUCACUGGCUCUUAGCGAUUCUCGCGACAGCACUACCAGUGAGGACGGACCCAACUCUCAGUCUCAGCGGCCGUUACCUCUUUACCUCUCAAGGCACAUAGAUCACAAAGAUCAGAGUUCGGAUUUGUCAGACGGAGACUACGCUAGUGAUGCCCCGAGUGAGACUCGAUUCAGUGAAGAACAUCGCACUUCUACUCCUACGUCCAGUUCCUCAAGCUUCAUCAGCGAUUCUGAACUCAAGAGCUUACAGGGGUCUAUGGCUAACUGCUCCAAAAAAACAGAAGAAAGGGGGACCGACAGUGACUUUAGACAACCUUCUGCUCCUGAACCCCUCACAAAGAUGUUCCCAAAAGUCAAAGUUACUCCAGAAGACACCACGCAUGUCAUGGGACUAGAGCAACCACAUACUCCACUCAGGGAAGAGAUGGGAGAGCAUGGUUUUAAUGGUGAGGAUGGCUGCAGACCUUUGCUCAGGCUUAAGAAAGAACUUCAUGAACCUCAGGAUCUGAGACAGCAGAUCUCAUCUCUGAAGCAGAAGUUGAUUGUAAGGGAGUCUCACUGGUCGCAGGCCCACAGUCUCCUCCAGAGCCGUGUUGAAGCCCUCACCCGAGAGAACCAGGAGCUUCACAGUAGGCUCAAUGUGAACAAGAGAUCGCACCAGAGUGCUGGCUCCUCUGCUCUUCAGCCUGGAUCAUACAACACAUUUGAGAAGAGAAGAGAGGAACCACAGAGGACCCCUCAUGUAAGGAGCGCAACUCCGGCCUUUAACAAACCCUCCAUCCAUAGGACACAACAGGACAAUUCAAAUGGACGUUCUUUUACCAAAGCUAAUAGGCUAACAGAAUGCACAGACAACUCUUUGAGAAAGAAUCCUGCACUUUCCAUUGACAGUCCACUGAACAAUGCCAUGAUUACACAAGGCAGAAAGGGAAGUUUGUUUUAUCAUCAUACUGACUGCAAUGAUACACAAAUGGCAUCACAGGCCAGAAAAGACAAAGUACAUGAGGAAACCCGCUAUUCGGAUGGAAGGGUAGAGCGUCUUUUUUGGAACGGAUGUCGUGUGAUCACAUUCCGCAAUGGAACGAAGAAAGAGAUUGGUGUUGAUAAGUCAGUCACUGUUACGUUCUUCAAUGGUGAUGUUAAACGCACGCUGGCUGACGGGACUGUGAUAUACUACCAUUGUGAGGCUCAGACAACACACUCAACUUAUCCAUCUGGAUUGGAGGUUGUACAGUUUCCAAACAACCAAAGAGAAAAACAUCAUCCUGAUGGUACAAGGGAAAUAUCCUUCCCAGAUGGCACGGUUAAGAUUCUCCACUGCGAUGGUCGAGAGGAGAGCAUUUUUCCAGAUGGAACUGUUGUCAAGAUAUCACAACAUGGGGAAAAGAUGGUGGAGUUUGCUAAUGGGCAGAGAGAGAUUCAUACUUCACAGUACAAGCGAAGGAUGUACCCGGAUGGAACGGUUAAAACUGUCUACACAAAUGGGAGGCAAGAAACAAAGUUCUCAUCUGGGAGGGUUUGCAUUAAGAAUAAUGAAGGCAUCAUUAUAAUGGACAAAAAAUGAACUUCUAAAAACCCUUUUCA